UCAAAGAGCCACGAAUGUGGUGUAUCAAGCUCAUCAUGUCAGCAGGAGUAAAAGAGGCCAAAUUGUGGGUACAAGAGGUGGAUUUCGUGGCUGCACAGUGUGGCUAACAGGUCUUUCUGGUGCUGGGAAAACAACUAUUGGCUUUGCUCUGGAAGAAUACCUGGUGUCUCGUGGCAUGCCUUGCUACUCUCUGGACGGGGAUAACAUUCGGCAUGGUCUGAACAAAAACCUAGGUUUUUCAACUGAUGACCGAGAAGAAAACAUCCGCCGUGUUGCUGAAGUUGCCAAACUGUUUGCUGAUGCUGGUCUUGUUUGCAUAACUAGUUUUAUUUCCCCUUUUGCAAAGGAUCGUCAAAAUGCAAGGGAAAUUCAUGAAAUGGCUGGUCUUCCUUUCUUUGAAAUCUUUGUAGAUGCUCCUCUAAAUAUUUGUGAAAGCAGAGAUGUGAAAGGGCUUUACAAAAAAGCAAGGGCUGGAGAAAUCAAAGGGUUCACUGGGAUUGAUUCAGAGUAUGAGAAACCAGAAUCAUCUGAACUAGUGUUGAAAACAAAUAUUGCUACUGUGAAUGAAUGUAUCCAGCAGGUUGUAGAGCUGCUACAAGCACAAAACAUUGUUCCCAAAACCAUGAUGAACGAUGUUCUUGAACUGUUUGUACCUGAAAAUCAGAUUGGCCAGGUCCGAGCUGAGGCUAAUAUGCUGCCUACUUUAGAGAUUACCAAGUUGGAUCUACAGUGGGUCCAAGUCCUGAGUGAAGGCUGGGCAACGCCACUGAAAGGAUUUAUGCGAGAGACACAAUAUUUGCAAGUUAUCCAUUUUAGCACCCUGAGAGAUGGAAAGGGUAUAGUUGGUAUAGCUCUGGUUGAUGGCGUUAUUAACCUGAGCAUUCCCAUUGUGCUCCCUGUUGCUACGGAAGAUAAGAAACGGUUGGAGGGCUGCAUUGCAUUUGCACUUGAUUAUAAUGGCCAAAGGAUAGCAAUCCUCAGAAAUCCAGAGUUCUAUGAACACAGGAAGGAGGAGCGCUGUGCGCGCGUUUGGGGGACGACUUGUGAGAAGCACCCACAUGUCAAAAUGGUGAUGGAAAGUGGGAAUUGGUUGGCUGGUGGUGAUCUUCUUGUGCUAGAGAGAAUAAAAUGGAAUGAUGGGCUGGACCAAUACCGCUUGACACCACUGGAGCUCAGACAGAAGUUUAAAGAAAUGAAUGCUGAUGCCGUAUUUGCAUUUCAACUGCGCAACCCUGUGCACAAUGGGCAUGCUCUGCUUAUGCAGGACACCAAACGCCAUCUUCUGGAAAGAGGCUACAAACAUCCUGUGCUUCUGCUGCAUCCUCUAGGAGGCUGGACCAAAGACGAUGAUGUACCACUAGAGUGGCGAAUGAAGCAGCAUGCAGCUGUGCUUGAGGAACAUGUCCUAGACCCAAAGUCAACUAUUGUUGCAAUCUUCCCCUCACCCAUGUUAUAUGCGGGUCCAACAGAGGUUCAGUGGCACUGUAGGGCUCGAAUGAUUGCAGGAGCCGGUUUCUACAUCGUGGGCCGAGACCCUGCUGGCAUGCCCCAUCCAGAGACCAAGAAAGAUUUGUAUGAGCCCACACAAGGAGGAAAGGUCCUUAGCAUGGCACCAGGACUGGCCUCUGUGGAAAUCAUUCCCUUCAGAGUUGCAGCAUACAAUAAAGUAAAAAAGGCCAUGAUAUUCUACAAUCCAGAAAGGCACGAAGAAUUUGACUUCAUCUCUGGAACACGCAUGAGAAAGCUUGCUCGGGAAGGUGAAAAUCCACCUGAUGGGUUCAUGGCUCCAAAAGCUUGGAAAGUCUUAACUGAAUACUACAAAUCAUUGGAAAAAAAUAAUUAAUUCUACUUUCCCUCAAAAAUAUUGGCAUUAAGAGUGAACACUAACUGAUUGAUUUACUGUAUUAAUGAUCACUUAUUUUGCAUUUUCAAUAUCCUAAUGGUAGGAUAGAAGAGGGUCAAACUGUUUUUGAAUGUACUUUGGCCUGGCCUUCGCCCACUUAGCCUUGGUCUACACUAGGGAGUUAUUUCGAAAUAACCCCCCUUAUUCUGAAAUAGUAAGUGGAGCGUCCACACUAAAAAGCCCAUUAUUUUGAAAUACGAGGCUGGUUAUUUCAAAAUCUGUACUCCUGCCUUCCUUGGGAAAUAAGUUUAUUUCGAAAUAGUUAUUUUGGGAGUUGUUAUUUCGAAUUAAGUUAUCUUGAAAUAAUUUCCUAGUGUAGACAUGUCCUAAAAUAUUGAGAAUUUUCCUUUCAACCUCAAAGGGAAUAGCAGCAGGUCUGUUAUUUAUAGAAGAAUAUGGCUCUAUAUGACAUUUUCCAAAGCAACAUUAGAACUGGCCAGUUGGACAUCUUUAGUGAUGUCAUAGUAGUGGUACAACAACCACCAGAAGUGCAGUUUGACCUUAUUGCCAUGACAUAAUUAUGUAUCCCUUAUGCUCUUUAAAUCAGUUACAAACAGAAAAUAGAAAAUAAAUUAUUUGCUAUAUUUUCCUUAUUAUUUAAGAUGUCCGUGUUUUGGAAUAGGCAGAAGGAUUUUCUUUAGUACACUACAUGGCUACGUCUACACUGGCCCCUUUUCCGGAAGGGGCAUGUAAAUUUCAUGAGU
Messenger RNA from Pelodiscus sinensis (Chinese soft-shelled turtle), 2607 nucleotides. NCBI's taxonomy places the organism in Eukaryota, Metazoa, Chordata, Testudines, Trionychidae. The record is from RefSeq and is a predicted model, not a curated record.